This is a messenger RNA of Lagenorhynchus albirostris (white-beaked dolphin), 3333 nucleotides long. RefSeq names its product myogenesis regulating glycosidase (putative) (gene MYORG). The transcript is spliced from 2 exons. Bases 331 to 2475 code for a protein of 714 amino acids. NCBI's taxonomy places the organism in Eukaryota, Metazoa, Chordata, Mammalia, Artiodactyla, Delphinidae. Gene Ontology annotation, molecular function: hydrolase activity, hydrolyzing O-glycosyl compounds. The record is from RefSeq and is a predicted model, not a curated record. Gene Ontology annotation, biological process: skeletal muscle fiber development; carbohydrate metabolic process.
AGGUGGGAGGUAAGGGGCGUGACCUCAAGUACGCGUGACAAUGUGGGAGGAUGGUCGGGCGCCAGGGGCGGAGCUGGACUCCGAGACUUGAGGAGACCGAAUGACUGGGGCGUGGCCGAGCAGCCAGGGGGCGGGGCUCGAGGACGGCCUCAGCUGUUCCCAGCUAGGCAGCGCCCCGCGCCGCACCGUGGCAGCUCAACUUCGGCUAACUUGGAGGGGAUCUGCAGGAGCCUCCAUUCACCCCCACAUCUGGGGUCACUUCCGCAGGCCAAGUUCAGAUGGGCUUUGUCGGGUGGCCCCACUGCCUGCUCCUUCCCUAACUGGGGGCUGAUGUCCCAGAAUCCUCAGGAAAAGAGCCAGGCCUACCCCCGCCGCCGCCCUGGGAGCCACACAGGUCGUAAGAGCCCCGAGGCCGUCGCAGCUGCAACCAUGUACACCUUCUUGCCUGACAGCUUCUCGCCUACCAAGCCCAAGCCGUCCAAAGAGCUGAAGCCGCUGCUGGGCUCCGCAGUGCUGGGGCUGCUGCUGGUGUUGGCCGCGGUGGUGGCCUGGUGCUAUUACAGCGCCUCUCUACGCAAGGCGGAACGCCUGCGCGCCGAGCUGCUGGACCUCAACCGCAGCGGCUUCUCCAUUCGCAACCAGAAGGGCGAGCAGGUCUUCCGCCUGGCCUUCCGCUCGGGCGCAUUGGACCUCGAUUCCUGCAGCCGCGAUGGCGCCCGGCUUGGCUGCUCUCGCACAGCGGAUGGGCGCCCGCUGCACUUCUUCAUCCAGACUGUGCGGCCCAAGGACACGGUCAUGUGCUACCGCGUGCGCUGGGAGGAGGCGGCGCCGGGGCGCGCGGUGGAGCACGCCAUGUUCCUGGGCGACGCGGGGGCGCACUGGUACGGCGGCGCGGAGAUGAAGACCCAGCACUGGCCCAUCCGCCUGGACGGCCAGCAGGAGCCUCAGCCCUUCGUCACCAGCGACGUCUACUCCUCCGACGCCGCAUUUGGAGGCAUCCUCGAGCGCUACUGGCUGUCGUCGCGCGCGGCUGCCAUCAAGGUCAACGACUCAGUGCCCUUCCACCUGGGCUGGAACAGCACGGAGCGCUCUCUGCGGCUGCAGGCACGCUACCACGACACGCCCUACAAGCCGCCCGCCGGCCGCGCUGCUGCACCCGAGCUCAGCUACCGCGUGUGCGUCGGCUCCGAUGUCACUUCCAUCCACAAGUACAUGGUGCGGCGCUAUUUCAACAAGCCAUCGAGGGUGCCAGCGCCUGAGGCCUUCCGGGACCCCAUCUGGUCCACGUGGGUGCUGUACGGGCGCUCAGUGGACCAGGACAAGGUGCAGCGUUUCGCUCAGCAGAUCCGCCAGCACCGCUUCAACAGCAGCCAUCUGGAAAUCGACGACAUGUACACGCCUGCCUAUGGCGACUUCGACUUCGAUGAGACCAAGUUUCCCAACGCCAGCGACAUGUUCCGCCGCCUGCGCGACGCUGGCUUUCGCGUCACACUCUGGGUGCACCCGUUUGUCAACUACAAUUCAUCGUGCUUUGGCGAAGGCGUGGAGCGCGAGCUGUUUGUGCGUGAACCCACGGGCCGGCUGCCUGCUCUCGUGCGCUGGUGGAAUGGCAUCGGCGCCGUGCUCGACUUCACGCGCCCGGAGGCCCGCGACUGGUUUCAGGGGCAUCUGCGGCAACUGCGUUCGCGCUACGCCGUGGCCUCCUUCAAGUUCGACGCUGGAGAGGUCAGCUAUUUGCCGCGGGAUUUCAGCACCUACAGGCCGCUGUCUGACCCCAACAUAUGGAGCCGGCGCUACACAGAGAUGGCGCUGCCCUUCUUCUCACUGGCCGAGGUCCGUGUGGGCUACCAGUCACAGAACAUCUCGUGCUUCUUCCGCCUGGUGGACCGUGACUCGGUGUGGGGCUACGAUCUGGGGCUGCGCUCGCUCAUCCCAGCCGUGCUCACUGUCAGCAUGCUGGGCUACCCGUUCAUCCUGCCCGAUAUGGUGGGUGGCAACGCGGUGUCUGAGCGCACAGUGAGUGGCGGCGAUGUGCCCGAGCGCGAGCUCUACGUGCGCUGGCUGGAAGUGGCCGCCUUCAUGCCAGCUAUGCAGUUCUCCGUUCCACCCUGGCGGUACGACGCCGAAGUGGUGGCCAUCGCGCACAAGUUCACUGCACUGAGGGCCUCACUCGUGGCGCCGCUGUUGCUUGAGCUGGCUGGUGAGGUCACUGACACGGGAGACCCCAUCGUGCGCCCCCUCUGGUGGAUCGCGCCCGGCGACGAGACGGCGCACCGCAUCGACUCACAGUUCCUUAUCGGAGACACGCUGCUUGUGGCGCCGGUACUGGAGCCAGGCAAGCAGGAGCGGGACGUCUACCUGCCCGCAGGCAAGUGGCGCAGCUAUAAGGGUGAGCUUUUCGACAAGACGCCAGUGCUACUCACGGACUACCCCGUUGACCUGGACGAGGUCGCCUACUUCAUCUGGGCAUCCUGACCCAGCCCAGGACCCAGAAACCCCAGAGCCCUAACCCCAGUCUUCAUGUAGGCCUCUAACCCUGCAUCGCAGCCACACCGGGUAUCCCCAGGAAGUCCCCACCUCUGUACCACCCACUAAGUGGGUACUGAAGUAAAUGUGCUGGAGCCAGCUCCUGUAGGUCCAGGGGAAAAGAUGCUAACGCAACCUCCCACUCCAGUGCACAAUUCUAACAGCCCUCUUUCUCUCCAUACUCACUCCAGUCUACAGAAACCUCUUCCCUGGGCUGGGGGCAAGAGAGCACAGAGGAAAAAGCUCAGCUCUCUUCCUGUUAAACACGGUUGGGUUUUAAAAGCACAGAGAGAAACCUCACCCUCCAUCCUGGCCUGAGUGGCCAUCUUUGUCCUUCUGAGGUGGUGACUUGAUCCUCUUUAAGGUCCCAAAAUAGCCCCCAGCCACACUUAGAAAGGGCACAUUUUCAGUGUUGGAAGCCAGGUCCUGAGUCCCCAGCACUGGCCUGACCUGUGGCUGACCUGGUCCCACCCCAGCUGGCGAGAAGAGACAGAGGUACUUGGCCAACUGACAAGGAGGCAGGAGGUCCCCUCCCAAAGGACAGGUGGAGUAGGCUUAGCACAGAGCCAUCAUCAUUGUCCCUCAUUUGUGAAGAGCUCCUAACACCGCACUUAUGCAUCUGUGUACACACAUGGUUCAGCCCUGGGCCAGGGCCACCGCCUGAUGGGCAAAGACUUGCAAAGCCAUGCAGGCCAGACUUGAUGCCUUAACUCAAGAAUGUGUGUGUGUGUGAGAGAGAGAGAGAGAAAGAGGGAGAGGGAGAGAGAGAGAGAGAGAGAGAGAGAGAGAGAGAGAGAGAGAGAGAGA